AUUUAAACAGUCAAGUUAAAUCAAGCUGGGUAAUCAUGGCAGAAGGAGGAUUCGAUCCCUGUGAAUGUGUUUGCUCUCAUGAGCAUGCGAUGAGAAGGCUGAUCAAUCUGUUGAGGCAGUCCCAGUCCUACUGCACAGACACAGAAUGUCUCCAAGAAUUACCAGGACCCUCUGGUGAUAAUGGCAUCAGUAUUACCAUGAUCUUAAUGGCCUGGAUGGUAAUUGCAUUGAUCUUGUUUCUACUGAGACCUCCUAAUCUUCGAGGAUCCAAUCUAACUGGGAAGCCCACCAGUCCUCAUAAUGGACAAGAUCCACCAGCCCCUCCUGUGGACUAACUUUGCGACAUGGGAAGUGAAAAUAGUUAACACCUUGCACGACCAAAUGAACGAAGAUGACCAGAGUACUCUAACCCCAUUAGAACUGUUCUUCCUUUUGCACCUGCAAUAUGGGAUGGUAUUGUUUUCAUGAGCUUCUAGACAUUUCAUUUGCAAGCUUAUUUUUGCCUCCUGUGUUAUCACCAUUCCUAUUCACGGUGUAUUUGAGUAAAUAAUUAUAUUUUUAAAAAUUACAUGGGCUUUUUGGUUACCCUAAACUCAGACAUUCCAUUCAUUCUAUUUGUAACUGUGAUCACAAUUUUGGUGAUGACUUCUGGCCUGAUUGAAGGAAAUUUAAGAUCUCUGCAUUUAAAUAUUUUAAAUAGUUUUGAUAGAUUUGAAGGUUGCUUUUUUCAUGGGCUAUUUAUAACGUUAUUUGGGGUUGUCUGAGGUUUUAUGAAAGAAAAUUAAAACCACACUAUAUUUCUACUUACCUUGGUAGUUUAUUUGUGUGUGGGUAGCAGUUCUUGGGACUGUGGCAGCCUUUAGAAUAUUUUACAAGUUACAGCUGAAAUCUGCAUCAUUCAUUACAACUGGCUUAUGUGACUAGAAAAGGAGGAGAGAAUAAAUUAUAUAACUGUUUACUAAGGUUUUCAUUCCCAUAAAAAUGUCUAAUAUUAAGAAAACUUUAAAUAAACAUGAUUUAAAUAUGGUGGAUGAUUUUCAGUCCAUUAUAUGACAUAUGAAGCCACUGUAUAUUAACUAGCCUUACAAGGUUCAUGAAAGGAGGAAAAUAGUUAAUUCUUUUUGCCUUUGCCAGGUAUAAUCUAUUCAGUAAUAAUUUAAUCUGUAAUUUAUUUCUUAAAUGAGUGCCUCUCAGAAAGCUUCCUUUUUGUUCAGACACUUCCCUGUUAAAUGAAACUCUUAAAGCUAACUGUAUGGGGAGCCUGUUUGCUUACUGACAUUUGAAUGCUAUUUGUUUAUUUACUCUCUUUUCCUUUGAAGAAAAAUAAAUUUUGAGUAUUUUGUGGUC
Molecule: messenger RNA, 1347 nt
Organism: Myotis davidii
Lineage: Eukaryota; Metazoa; Chordata; Mammalia; Chiroptera; Vespertilionidae
Gene: SMIM14
Product: small integral membrane protein 14
Exons: 4
Coding region: 36-335 (99 amino acids)
Cellular component (GO): endoplasmic reticulum
Source: RefSeq, a predicted model, not a curated record